Phaedon cochleariae (mustard beetle) is the source of this 1965-nucleotide messenger RNA. Lineage: Eukaryota; Metazoa; Arthropoda; Insecta; Coleoptera; Chrysomelidae. The record is from the annotation of a GenBank genome assembly.
GCGUCCCCGCGAUUGUUUGAGAAACUCUCUUGUUGAGCCAGUGUUUUUAACACGGUAGUACCCCAGUGCAUUUUGAUUACAAAUUUUGAAUCAAAAAGCCGGUAUGGGUGAUUAUCAAGUAGCAGGUGUUCAACAAGAUGCUCUCGGAGCUGUGCAACUAGAAAUCGGAGGGAAUCCCAACACCCUAGCUUUACGUCGGCCUUUCGACCCUUUAGCCCAUGACUUGGAAGCAAGUUUCAGAUUGACCCGUUUCGCCGAUUUGAAAGGCCGCGGAUGUAAAGUGCCCCAGGAAGUGCUCAACAAACUUGUAGAGGGGCUCCAGCAGGAUUACAAUUCAGCUGAACAUGAACAUGCUCAUUUUAUGCAUAUGGCCAUUCCACGGAUCGGAAUCGGCCUUGAUUGCUCGGUCACCCCGCUGCGCCACGGCGGCCUCUGCCUGGUCCAGACCACCGACUUCUUCUAUCCGCUCGUCGACGAUCCGUACAUGAUGGGCAAGAUCGCGUGCGCGAACGUGCUCAGCGACCUCUACGCCAUGGGCGUGACCGAGUGCGACAACAUGCUCAUGCUGUUGGGCGUCAGCACCAAGAUGACGGAGAAGGAGCGCGACGUCGUCAUACCGCUGAUCAUGCGCGGAUUCAAGGAUUCGGCGUUGGAGGCGGGCACGACGGUGACAGGCGGCCAGACGGUCGUUAACCCGUGGUGCACGAUAGGAGGGGUGGCGACGACCGUGUGCCAGCCCAACGAGUACAUAGUGCCGGACAAUGCGGUGGUGGGGGACGUGCUGGUGCUGACGAAGCCGCUAGGGACGCAGGUAGCCGUGAACGCCCACCAAUGGCUCGACCAACCGGAGCGCUGGAACCGCAUCAAGCUCGUAGUCAGCGAGGAGGACGUCCGCAAGGCGUACCACCGCGCCAUGGACUCGAUGGCGCGCCUCAACCGCAUCGCCAGCCGGCUGAUGCACAAAUACAACGCGCACGGCGCCACCGACAUCACCGGCUUCGGGCUGCUCGGGCACGCGCAGACGCUCUCCUCGCACCAGAAGAACGAGGUGUCGUUCGUCAUCCACAAUCUGCCGGUGAUCGCCAAGAUGGCGGCGGUGGCGAAGGCGUGCGGCAACAUGUUCCAGCUGCUGCAGGGCCACUCGGCGGAGACGUCGGGCGGACUGUUGAUUUGCUUGCCGCGCGAGCAGGCGGCGGCGUACUGCAAGGAUAUCGAGAAGCAAGAGGGGUACCAAGCUUGGAUCAUCGGGAUCGUUGAAAAAGGCAACAGGACAGCUCGCAUAAUCGAUAAGCCACGAGUCAUUGAAGUGCCAGCAAAGGAAUAAAUAUCAGAGUUAUAUUCUAUGAGUGUAACGUAACUUUGACAUAAACAGGCAGUUGAGAGUCCCAAUUUAAAAUUCCCCCACAGCUUAUAGGAUUAUUUUCUAAUUCCGAAACAUGUCGUGUUUUUGUUUCAAAUGUUAUCAGUUCCAUUAGACAUUCUCCAAGUUCUGAGAGUGGUAUCUUGUGUAUUAAGAUUUUUUUUAAUUGUGAAAAUAUCUAUGUUUAGAUAAGUUUUGUUCUGCAGUUUAUAUUUUAGUAAGUAGAAGAGAUGUUUGACGGUAUUUUGUAUAAUAAUUUUCCAAUAUAAUUAAUUAAGAAUGAGUUUGUGUUUCUCAUGAACAGGAGGAAAUUAUAACAUGAAAAAUAGAAACUGAACAACUGGAAAUUUCUUGAGCCAAUUUGAAUUAACCAGUUUUUUUUCCUCCCUCAUGACAAUUUGAAUUUAUGAAAUUUCACGAGCAUAAAUUCUGAAACAACAAAAUGUAUGGAGGUUACUGGAAUUCGAAAUAUUUUUUUUUUCAUGUUGACAUGUAAUUCGACACUUUUUAAAACUGAUAGAAGUUUUGAAACAUCUUUACAUAACAUGAUUAAAUCUUCAUUUUAACACCAGUUAUGUAAUAAAAAUAUGGAUGGAUGAAGAAAA